AGAAAAACAAAACCAAAAAAACCCCCCAAAACUGGUCUCCAGUGACAUGUGACCCGCCUGGUCUGCAGGGUCUUGGAGCUUGGGACCCCACCCUAGCAUAAGGGGCUUUUCUUUGCCUAGUAUGAAGGGGAGAGAGGAAGGGAGAAGUGAAUGCUGUUUUCUGAGAGAGAAGAUUAGAGCUAUAUUGUCUUUAAAGCUGUAUGAAUGAAAUCAAUUAAAAAACCAGACAGGAUUUAACUGCUUUGACCCCAAAUAAACAGCCCUCCCCCCUUACCAAGAUCAAAUCAGCACUAGUCACCACUUCCUAUUUACCAAAUAUUAAUGUUGGUAAAUAAAGAUGCUUCCUAUUAAUUAGGAAGUCUCAUAAUGUAGGCUGACAUCGUUCCAGGAGCACCCAGCAGCCGCUACAGUCCUUUUCCCUUUCAAAUGUCACACUUUCCCAGCUUUCUUUCUAAAAGUCGCUAUCACAGGCCUACAUCAGAAAACUGUCCAAGCCGCCCGAUUGGAAGCUCUUGGUCUACUUUGCCUGAAAGCAAUGAAUGGGUGGGUGCGUGGGUCUCAGUGAUAUCGAGGUCUUCGGGCAGAAACGGCACCUUAGGAGAUGUGAGCCUAGCAGCAUUGUUAACACCCCGAGUUACAAGUCCAACUUGGGUAGGUGUCAGAAAGAAAUCUAAAACCCGGAUUCACGUUCUCCUUCAGUUUGCGUGUGGGGAUUGGUGGCCAACAGACGCCCAGGCACAACUGCCAAUCCCGGUUGCAAACUCUCUGGGCCAGAGGGUGGAGGGGAGCAGAAAUUGCCUUUCCAGGGUUCGCAGAAGGAAUAUCUGCCCUAAUGUAGAUUAAUUUCCCCGAGGUUGCCUUCCCUGGGGCGGAGGGGCGUUCCCGGGCCCACCCAAGGGUUGUUUGGUAAAUAAAGAUGCUGGCGGAGUACCUGCCCCGGGAAAGGCGCUCCUGAAUGUUCUGGCCCUGGGCUUGGGGUUUCUUGAGUGAAGGACCAAGUGACCUGGAGGUUGAAGGUUCUCGCCCCAGGGAUGCUGGAAGGACUGCCCUUUACCCUGCGCCUGGCCCUGGCUGGGGGCCCCUGGCGGUGGCGGCCGGCUCCGAGCGGUCGAUGCGCUGGGGUUUGGCCGCGCCGCGGGCUUUCGCGUCCAGCCGGGCGCUGCGUGCCGCCGCGGCUCUCCGCAGCCGCGCGCUCGGAGAGCCUUUCCAUGGCCAGCCCGCGCCCUGUCGCCUCCGCCGCCGCGGCAGUCUUCGCCCGCCAGGACUGCAAUAACGGAUGCUCCGCAGAAUAUACGGAAGAAGGAGGAUCAAAAGAGGUGGUGGACACUUUUAAGGCUAAAGAUCUAAUAAUUACACCAGCCACUGUUUUAAAAGAAAAACCAGACCCCGAUACUCUGGUUUUUGGAACUGUUUUUACGGAUCACAUGCUGACUGUGGAGUGGUCCUCAGAGUCUGGAUGGGAGAAACCACAUAUCAAGCCUCUUCAAAACCUGUCCUUGCAUCCAGGUUCGUCGGCUUUCCACUAUGCAGUGGAAUUAUUUGAAGGAUUGAAGGCCUUUCGGGGAGUAGAUAAUAAAAUUCGGUUGUUUCGGCCAAAACUCAACAUGGAUAGAAUGUACCGAUCUGCUAUGAGGGCAACUCUGCCGGCAUUUGACAAGGAAGAGCUUUUAGAGUGUAUUCAACAGCUUGUGAAAUUGGAUCAAGAAUGGGUCCCCUAUUCAACAUCUGCAAGUCUCUAUAUUCGUCCUACGUUCAUUGGAACUGAGCCUUCCCUGGGAGUCAAGAAGCCUACGAAAGCCCUGAUCUUUGUAAUCUUGAGCCCAGUGGGACCUUAUUUUUCAAGUGGAAGCUUUAAUCCAGUGUCCCUGUGGGCCAAUCCGAAGUAUGUCAGAGCCUGGAAAGGUGGGACUGGGGACUGCAAGAUGGGAGGGAAUUAUGGCUCAUCGCUUUUUGCUCAAUGUGAAGCAAUCGAGAAUGCAUGCCAGCAGGUUCUGUGGCUCUAUGGAGAGGAUAAUCAGAUAACUGAAGUUGGAACUAUGAAUCUUUUUCUUUACUGGAUAAAUGAAAAUGGAGAGGAAGAGCUGGCAACUCCCCCGCUAGAUGGCAUCAUUCUUCCAGGAGUGACGAGGCAGAGCAUUCUGGACCUGGCACACAACUGGGGUGAAUUUAAGGUGUCAGAGAGGUACCUCACCAUGGACGACUUGACCACCGCCUUGGAGGAGAGCCGGGUGAGGGAGAUGUUCGGUUCGGGUACCGCCUGCGUUGUUUGCCCAGUUUCGAAAAUACUGUACAAGGGUGAGACUAUACACAUUCCAACUAUGGAGAAUGGUCCUAAGCUUGCCAGCCGUAUCUUGGAAAAACUGACUGAUAUUCAGUAUGGAAGAGAAGAGAGCGACUGGACAAUCCUAGUGUCCUGAGUGGAAAAUAACAGGACAUCAUCUGUGUGCUAUUGGGACAGACUGUUGCAUUUGAAUUAUGAGAAACUUCUUCAGCGACUUGUUUUUAGUUGUGCACAAUGUGGUUUGUAUUAUCAGUGUCACCAGGGUGAUUGUUUCCUCCUGCCAGAGAAAACAAAUUACAAUCAUCCAAUGGUACUUUACCAACUGGCUCGUAGAAGCUUACCUUACCUUCUCUAGAAAGAUGAUUAUGUAAGCCAUAUAAGCAUAGACUUUUCCUCCAUAUUCUUAGUGCCUCCUUUAGUACCUCACUCAGAUUAAAAAAUAAAAUGGUUAUUCUUUAGCAUAGAUAUUCUGCUCCUCAACCAAAUGAAGUUUGUGUUAGAAAACUGAGCUGAGUAAAUUUCAUAGGUAACAUCUCCUGCAACACAUCUUUAUCCUCAGAAAGUUUUUUGUUACUGUUGUUUUGGUUAUUUUAUUUCUUUUUAGGGCUGCACUUUCAGUGUGUGGAAGUUCCCAGGCUAGGGGUCUAAUUGGAGCUGCAGCUGCCAGCCACAGCCACAGCCACAGACAUGUGGGAUCUGAGCCUUGUCUGUGACCUGCACCACUGUUCACAGCAAAGCUGGAUCCUUAACCCACUGAUCGGGGCCAGGAUUUGAACCCAUGUCCUCAUGGUUACUAGUUGGGUUCGUUACUGCUGAGCCACAGUGGGAACUCCUGGUUUGUUUUUUUUUAAAUCAAGACUUUGAGAACCUGGAUUUCUUCUCCUUACAUUUUUUUCCAGGCCCCUUAUGUCCAUUUUAGGGAAAAUCUCCCUUCCUGAUGUCAUAGUCUGUGCCAAGCUCUUCUGGGGCAUCAGCAAGCCCCACCACUGCCCUCUGCACAUUGCGUUAUAAUUGGCUGCUAGGCUUCCCUACAAGAUUGAGGGUCUUGUGCCUUAUAGAUCUUUGUAUCUCCCUGCCUGGCACAUAAUAAGGAAUGAAUGAGCAUUUACCUUCUCGAGAAGUGUACCUUCUUUGUUUCUAUAUUGUGUGACCUCUUUAUUAGAAUGUUUGUUUUCUUCUGACUUUCUAUUUACCUCAUAUCGUCUUUAUUUUCCAUAGGCUGCUAAAAGUCAUUAGAGAUAGUGACUAAUGGUAGUCAUAGUUUGUUGGAGGAAUUAUUUCUUAUUUGAAGACUGUCUGGGAUUGAAAUAGCUCUUGAGAGGUUAUGAUAUUGUACCCACCAAAUGGAAAUGACAUAUGUUAAGUGUUAAAUACAAAAUAAAUUAUAUUUAGUUUUUUGGUAGACAGCAACAAAGUAUAGACUCUGGUUUUUAUGCUGUGAUUUUAUAGGUGCUCAUUUCUGCUGAAUGGUUAGGGUACAGGGAGAAAAAUGAUAGGUGAUAUUUUCCUUGUUUAGGAGCUGUGAGUUAAAAUUGUAUCCUGGUUUAUCUAGGGGAAAGUCAAAUCUUGAUAGAAAACAUUUACCCUUGAAAGGUCAACGCUCAGACAUUAUGUUUUGGUUUCCUUCAGUCUUAGUAACUUUCAUCUUGCUGAUCAUAUUUCAUUCUCUUUUCAGAGCAAGGAAAAAAAUUCUAAAAGUUUGACAUGCUGGAAAAAUUUUCCUUCAGGCAUUUAGCAGCACAUAGCAAAUGGGGCUUUGAUUCUUUUCCAAGACUUUUGGCCAUAGGGUCUUUUUAGAUAGGAAUGGUAAAAUGAAAAUGAGGGAAGUACAAGAUGAAAAGGAAUGGUAAAAAUAUCUUUUAGGGGGCUUUUAAUUGGUGAUCUGAUGUGUUGGGAGAGUCUGUUCUUUUCAGGACUGAAAAUCUUUCACUGUGCUCUACACACCUUUGUUCACCAAGUAGCAUUCUCAAUGCGAUGCCUUGGCUAAAUCCUGGGACCUUACUUUCAGUACUGUAGUCUAGAAAAGACCUAAGGUAAUUCUGACCUGUCCAGCAGCACAUAAUAACCAGACUCAGCAUUCCUGUGAGAAAUGGAAAUCAUUUUUUUUGCCAUAAAUACAUUUUAUCCUUUGCAUCUCUAAAUUUAGUAUGGUGAGACGUGUUCCUUAUGAAAGGUGGAGAACAAUAGGUCCUGACAUGGUGUUCAUGUGAUUUCUUUCAUCAAACCUUAGCAUUUUAAGCCCUUCCUACCUGACUUAGUGAAGACGAAGGAUAUACAUUUAAAGAAACUGAAGGUCUUCUAAAACAGCAUACAAUCUGCCAUUCUCCUUUAAGUAAUAAGACAGGAAAUUGACCUUGACACUAACUUGUUAAAUAGAUUUAAAAGGAACAUCUGCACAUCUUUUUUCCUUGUGCACUAUUUGUUUAAUUGCAGUGAAUUAAUACAGCAAGAGUGACACAUUAUAACUAGGCAAUUAUCCAUUCUUCAAGACUUAGUUAUCGUAACACUAAUUGAUCAUUUAAGGCGUAAGAUAGUCUAGCAUUAGGAACAUGUGAGGCUAAUCUGCUCAAAAAGAUCAACAAAUUAAUAUUGUUGCUGAUAUUUGCAUAAUUGGCUGCAAUUAUUUAAUGUUUAAUUGGGUUGAUCAAAUGAGAUUCAGCAAUUCACAUGUGCAUGAAUAUAAACAGAACUGGUGGCACUUAAAAUGAUAAUGAUUAACUUAUUUUGCAUGUUCUCUUCCUCCCACUUUUUUUUUUUUUUUCCAGUUUUUACAUUUCAGACCAAGUUUGUCAGCCUUUUUCAAAACACAUCAGUAGAAACCAAGAUUUUCAAACGAAGCAUUCAGGCAUUAGACAAAACCUGAGCAUUUCACAAAGAUAUUUCCUAAAGCUGUUUGCUAGUAGAAAUUUUCUUUGUGACAGUCAUUUAUCCAGGAUUAACUCACAAUACACCAAAAGGUCCAUUUCAGGGCUGUGUACUGUGCUCACUACACUUGCAGUUGACAGGAAUGACUCAACUAGUAAUAACCUGUUUUAACCUUUGCUUGCAAAAGUGCAAGGAAGAGGAACAGAGUCAAACAAUGAAUGACUGAGAAACCUUUUUAGGGAAUCCCCUUUUUUUCUACCUGGUCAAACCCCCCCCCCCUUUUUUUUGUAAUGACUACAUAUGAAAAAUACCUAAGUCCCUGGGCCAGGAAUUGAAUCCAAGCCACAGCUGCAACCUACUCCACAGCUAUAGCAACACCAGAUACUUUAACCCACUGCUGGGCCAGGGAUCGUAUCCACGCCUCAGCAGCAAUCUGAGGAGCCACUGUGCCACAGCAGGAACUCCAGAUACUCUCUAUUCUUUUCUCAAAAGAUUGUCACCAGAAUAAAAAAGAUCAGAGGUAACAGCAAGACAGUGCAGUGUUAAACUGACUAUAUGACUUGGCAGUGUCAGCCAUCCUGAAGAUGUGGGAAGCUUACAUGAUGUACCCUGGGUGGUAAUUCCUCAUCACAUCAGUUUUGUUUCUUGGUGUAAUUGUAGCCAAAGUAGUGGUCUAGUGUUCCUCAAAUCGGAGUACAUUUGGGGACUUGAAGGAAAUGAAUGAGUUUAUCUUGAUCAAAAGACUCAUAGGAACCUUUUAUUAAAGCUGCAGUUUCAGCUCUGCUUUAUGGAGUUUGCUAUAAAAUUAUAGCUGCUUAUGCUUAUUUUCCCCAGUCUCACUUGGUGCUCAAUCACUGUAUUCCUUUUCUUUAAAACUUUCAUUUUUGAAAUUAUGUGUUUGGUUUACCCUUAUGAUUGGGAAAAAAAAUCUAUUUUAAGCAGAAAACAGCAUUCAUUCACUUUCAAUGAAUGAUAUUUUCUAGACUAUUUAGAGCAAUAAAUAUUCCUGCGAUGCACUAAAGCUUAGACGGGGUUAGAGAAACAUUUUAACAAGGAUUCCUGAUUUCAUGUCCUGAUUCUAAAUAUGAUCAAAGAAUUAUUCCUUGUAUUGUGGAUUUCUUCUGUGGAUGUGGGAAAACUUUUUAAGUUAUAAAAAGCAAUCCUGAGAAGUAAUUUUAAUAGAUACCUUAUAACACCUAUCACAUUGUCUUGCCACUAGUAGAAUUUGUUCACCUGUCUUUUCCAGAUAUCUCCUAAAAGGAGGCAAGGAAUAUUACCCUUUCAAUAAGUAUGAUUUAGUAAUUGACAAAGAUCAGAGCGAUUAUAAUUAACUCAGUCAACUUGAUAAAUGUUGAUCAAGUAACCCACAGAUCUGUGUCUCACGUAACUCACAGUAGGGAUUAGGAAGUUAGUGUUAAAAGUAAGUAGUAUGUAGACAUCACCCUCCUGGAGUUUAUACUCUCCUAGUGAAACCAAGUUUAGGUAUAAAAGUAGUAUUUAAUACAGUUAGGUCAUAAGGAGACAAAGGUUAGAGCACAUCUCUCAUCAAAAAAUCACAAUGAACAUUCUCAUCUCAUUUUUGAAAGAAAGGUGUCCUUUUUUCAAUUCCUUUCUUUCCUCUUGUGCAAAGCUACUCAGUAGAUUAGGGUUAUUGGUGUGGAUUACCUCCUGGUUUACUUCUUACUGCCAACCUGUUAUGUUUAUUAACUGCAUUCUUGUGGAACAAUGUGAAGUUGUCCUGGUACAUCUAACAAAAGAACAUCUCAAAUUACAGCAUCCUUGCUGAUCUUCUCAAAGUCUGGUAUUAUUGAAAUAAACAAAGAAAAUGUUCCUAGAGUGAGUUUUUCUGGAAAAUGUCUAUUAUGAAUCACAAACUGUUUAGACUGUUAGCUUGAAAAUGAUGGGAUACAGCUACACAGAAAAAAGCAGGUGGAGGAGAGUUUUUCACAGUUUGAGUUUUUUAAAAGAAAGGCCAUUGAAAGUAUUGCAAAGAGAUUCUUUAUCAUUGCCAGAAAGCUCUUUUAAAAAUACAAAGGUAGAGGAAAUUGAUUUAUUUUUCAUCUUCACCAUACGUACCAUAGUAAGACAUCUCAGAUAUUAAUUUCAGGAGUUGAUAAAGAAACAUAUCAAUAGGAUAUAAAAGUGUUUGUUGAUAAGUCUCUGGGAUUAGAUAUAUGUGAACAUAUUUGCCCUAGUGCAAUGAUAAAGGCAUGAAAUCCAGUCUUAGAAAAUGAAGUGGGCUUUAAAAUCUGCUAGAGACAAAUAUUGAAGCUUUAAAUAAUCACUGUAUACUUUUUGUCUGAAAGUAUAUUUUUCGUACCACAAUAGGCAUGAUUAAUAAGGCCUAACGCUUGUGUGGCAUAAUGUGGAAUCCAUUCUUGGGAUGGUAAAAAUUAUGAGCUAUGAUAUGGGAGUGAAUUAAAAUGUAUUUUCAUUGACAAAUUUCUCUACCUAUCCACUAGCACAGUGGCUUGGUUCCUUGUCACCCAAUUGAGUGGAGAAGAUUUUAAUUAGAAAAGACGUCAGAGGAAGAACAACUGGUAAUAGGGAAAGGAAGGAAAAAAUUCAACCUUGCUUCUGUGUUGUUCAUGGGAGUGUUUUUUUCUCCUUAUUCUGCCAUCCAUAGAGAUCUUCAGCUUUCAACAGAGGCGCCAAGUCCAAAUUAUGCCAAUUAGGACGUGACUAGAUAUGGUGGCCCACUCAUCAGAUAUUAGGAUUCAGACAUGAUUGAGAUAAGGAUCUGACAGUCAUGUUACAUGGAAACCACUUUAGAUUGCUACCAGUUUGGUUAAGACUUUAAUAAUUGCAUGGUCUAUAAGAUCUAUUAUGUCAUUUCUUUAACAUUUUUAAAGUGUAGGGAGCUUCUUGAGGCUGAAGAAAAGAAGGAAGUGGCAAAGAGUAGAUUGUGAUUGCUUUUUGUUCUUGGAAAUGCUAUUUCCCACCCUCCCCCUGUCCUUGGCGAAGGUUAGCAGAUUUGGAAAUUGAACAUUGUCAUUUCGUUUUUAACUAAAAUGUGCAACAACAUGUUGCAGUUUCCUCAAGCUGAUUUCGCAGUGGUCAUCAAAGUCAUUCUCAGGGCAAGAAAAGGAUGUACAUAAGCUGCCUCAGUUUCUGCUUCAUUGCUAAGUUUUUGAAGAGUGUUGGAAUGCUCUCAAGAGUAUGGCUGUAAGGAGAUUUUGAAUGAAGUCUUAAAGAUAAGCGAGCUAAUCUGUAUGCAUCUAGAAAUUCUGCAGCUGUAAGGAGAUUUUGAAUGAAGUCUUAAAGAUAAGCGAGCUAAUCUAUAUGCAUCUAGAAAUUCUGUAGCUGAUCCCUCAUGAUAUACGGUAGUGAAAGAUCCAGCAAUUUACCUAAUUAGCCAAUGCAUGGAGCCAAACCCCACCAUUCUGAAGAAUGUGUGCUUACUUGAUAUGGUAGCAGAGAGAAAACAAGUAGUUUGAGGAAGUAAUUUUUUUUUUUUUUAAUGUAUUUUUUCGGCCACUCCUGCACCAUGCAGAAGUUCAAAGGCCAGGGAUCAAACCCUCACCACAUCAGUGACAGCAUUGCAUCCUUAACCCAAUAGGCCAUCAGGGAACUCCCAAGGAAGUAGGUUUUAAAUCAGAGUUUAUAAACAGCAAUGGGAGGGAUUCAGCUUAACUAUGGAAUUUUUAGACUGUGUUCCCUUGCAUUUAAGUCAGAUUGUAAUGAAAAAGCCCCAGCCAUUGCUUAUGUCAAAUUUCUCCAGUUGUGUAGUGAUUCUUGAAAUCAUCAUUAAGAAUAAUCAAGCAGAAAGAAAGAAACACUUUGUAUUAAAGCAGGCUUGGCUUUCAUGAAAAAUUAAUUGUUCAAAGGUUAAUGUUAAGGAUUCAAGCUCACUGAAAGUGUAAUAUUGGAAAUGUGGAAAGUAUGGUGGGUAAAGGAAACUACCUCAUUCUUUGAAGGUUCUAUAGAAGCACAAUUAAGCAUUCUAAAAUGGCUUUGUUACACAUGAACCAUCUGUGUGAAAGAACUCUAUAUUUGUAAUGUCUAAAGGACUUGGAAUAGUUGUAUUUUGCUGGCAAUAGACACGUGCUUUAUUGUUUGCAGGUUCCUCAUCAAAUCUUUAAUUAUACACUGUUUCUGUCAUCAAUAAAACAAUUUAAAGGA
Messenger RNA from Sus scrofa (pig), 9268 nucleotides. It is a transcript of the gene BCAT1, whose product is annotated as branched chain amino acid transaminase 1. NCBI's taxonomy places the organism in Eukaryota, Metazoa, Chordata, Mammalia, Artiodactyla, Suidae. Gene Ontology annotation, molecular function: branched-chain-amino-acid:2-oxoglutarate transaminase activity. Gene Ontology annotation, cellular component: mitochondrion. The record is from RefSeq and is a predicted model, not a curated record. Gene Ontology annotation, biological process: L-leucine biosynthetic process; L-valine biosynthetic process.